Messenger RNA from Peronospora farinosa, 993 nucleotides. The record is from the annotation of a GenBank genome assembly. NCBI's taxonomy places the organism in Eukaryota, Oomycota, Peronosporomycetes, Peronosporales, Peronosporaceae.
AUGUUUCGAAGCGCCAAGCUCAAGAAGAACAAACGUCGACGCGUCACGAAAGAUGAAGACGAAUCGAGCACUAAUCGACCCUCUACCGAUGAGGAUCUAAGUCUUGUAUCUACUGUCUCUAAUCGACGCUCGAUCAAUACCUUCUCGACUGGAGGCAUGAAAAAGGCCAAGAACGUAGUCCAGAAGCAGUUAAUCGAGUCAGAGCGUGAAAUUGUGCCACAACAAUAUGCAGGUGAUGCUACCUAUGAGACCCAAAUCGAUACGGAAAAAGACCGUGAUGCACGAGCUGUGAUGGAGCGAAGUAUUAAGGCAAAUCAAGAUGGUAGUGCUGAUGUGGAUAGUGGAAAAGUGUAUCGAGGCCAAGCUGCUUACAAGAGCUACAUUACUAAGAAGGAGUCGCAAAUCGGCAUGAACAAAUACACGGGGACACAGGGCCCAAUCCGAGCUCAGACCUGGGCACGGGCGAUCUCGCGUUUCGACUAUCAGCCUGAUAUUUGUAAAGAUUACAAGGAAACGGGAUUUUGCGGCUACGGAGACAGCUGCAAGUUUCUUCACGACCGUAGCGAUUACCAAAGCGGGUGGCAGAUUGAGAAAGAGUACGCAGAGAAGGAAAAGAAACGGCAGAAGCGGCUCGAAGCGGGGCAAGACCCUGAUGAAAUAAGUGAUGAGGAAGACAAGAAUAAGGUCAAAAGAAGCGCUGAAGAGCAAUUUGCUUGCACAAUCUGCCGUGGACCCUUUUGGAAUGCUGUGGAGACAAUUUGCGGCCAUUUCUUUUGCGAAGCGUGCGCGCUGAAGCAUUUUAAGAAAUCUUCACGGUGCUUCAACUGCAAAAAACAGACCAAUGGCGUUUUCAAUGCUGCUGAAAAGCACCGAGUAAAAGAGCAAGAACAGCAUGCAGGCGCAGUUGAGACAUCAAAUAGCACUAUAAUCUCAACGAUAGAUGCAGAGGAUAACACCGACGGACACUGGACGAAAGUCGCAGAAUCGUCGUAG